Meira miltonrushii is the source of this 1624-nucleotide messenger RNA. Its product is annotated as Aldo/keto reductase. The coding region runs from base 12 to 1487 and encodes 491 amino acids. The record is from RefSeq and is a predicted model, not a curated record. Gene Ontology annotation, molecular function: D-arabinose 1-dehydrogenase [NAD(P)+] activity. Gene Ontology annotation, biological process: dehydro-D-arabinono-1,4-lactone biosynthetic process. NCBI's taxonomy places the organism in Eukaryota, Fungi, Basidiomycota, Exobasidiomycetes, Exobasidiales, Brachybasidiaceae. Gene Ontology annotation, cellular component: cytosol. The transcript has a single exon.
AAUCUAACAAGAUGGGAUCGAUAGAUACUUUGGAUCACUAUAAUGUCAAACCGGCAAUAAAUGGGAGAAAAUUGGUCAACGGGGAACUGAAAGAGCACAAUCUAAGGAAAGAAGGCGUGGUUCCACAAUAUGACUUGGAAGAUUUGGCGGAUGAAGAAUUGAAGCAUAGCACAGCACCUUGGUAUUCACACUUGAACGAACCCCUAACAGAAAGCUUUCGACAAGGAUGUCCACCGCUAUUGAUUGGAGGAUCAGCGCUUGGAAAAGGUAUCUUUACCGAUGAUGAAAUCUUACAAAGCACGGAACCAUAUCGGGUGAUCCGAUUAGCAUUUCAAUAUGGCAUUCGUGCAAUCGAUACUUCACCAUUUUAUCAUCCUUCAGAGAUUAGCUUGGGAAGGAUAUUGAAAGCAUUAUCAAAAGAAUACCCAAGAGAGUCAUAUUACCUACAAACAAAGGUAGGCAGAUAUGGUCAAGACAAGAAAGACUUCGAUUAUUCACCCGAUCGGAUACGUGAAAGUGUGGCAACCAGUUUGAGAAGACUCAAUACAACCUACUUGGACAGCGUUGUCUUGCACGAUGUUGAGUUCGUUUGUGAUAACGUCGGUCCCAGCCAGAAAGCUGGCUUUGCUGCUCGUGAUGCUGUAGAGGAUGCUAAAGUCCGCAAAGAGUGUGGUCUAUCAGAUGACGACCAAGAUGUUGCUCUCACAGCAACAGUACACGGACAAGGCGACGAGAAGAUCUUGGCUGCAAUACGAACUUUGUUUGAGCUGAAAGAGCAAGGUAUAGUUCGAAAUGUCGGAAUUGGAGGUUACCCGCUUCCCACCCUUUUGCGAUUAAGUCGCUUGAUCGCUUCUCAUGCUCCUUUCCGCGCUGUUGACAUUAUCGUCAAUUACAGUAAUCAUACCCUGCAAAACGACAUGCUUUCUCAGUAUACCGCCAAAUUCGCACAAGAGCCAAGACGAGCUCGCCUGACGGGAGCCGAAAGAAGUGGCACUUCUUUACCCGAAUGGAUCGCUCCAACGAUCAUCAAUGCAAGUCCUUUCAGUAUGGGAUUGCUGACCGAUAAAGGUCCUCCUGCUUGGCAUCCUGCAAGUGAAAAGCUAAAGUCACUAUGUGUGGAAGCUUCUGAGACACUUUCAGCACGAGGACAAUCGUUGGCAAAAGUGGCUGCACAUUUCGGAUUCCGUGGUUCAGAACUGAAAAAGCAAGGAUCAAAUCCUGGUUACCCUACACCGCAUAUGGCCACAAUCGUUGGCAUGAACAGCGUCGAACAAGUUCAUCAAGCCGUUCAAACAUACAGAGCAAUCUUAGCAGACGCUCAUCUUUCCCAACGUGAUGCCGAUCAAGUUGCAUUCUCAAUGCCAGAAGAAGAACUUCAAGAUUAUCGCGCCCAUUCAAAGCAACAGAGACAAGACGAACAAUAUGUCAUCAACCUGUUCCGAUCACACGGAUUUCGUGAUUGGACGUGGGCAAGUCCACCUUCAUAGAAUAAUAGAGUUUUUACUAGACACACACACCUUUUGUUACGAUAGAAUUAUUGCAUUUUUUUGUCAAUCGUUGCCCUGUAUACAAUAUAAAUAUGUCUACAAAAUGACAUUUGAAGCAGAUUAAAGAGAGAUAAAUG